ACUAAAAUCCUCUGUUAUUUGGCUGAUCAUACAGGACUACAUUUUGUAAGAAGAUGAGGAACAGAAAGCAGUGUAUUCAAGACACAGAGGGUCAGAAGCAUGAAGGCAUGGAAGGUGAAGAAAAGGAAGACAGCUGUUCCUGUUCUACUUUAUUAUAUGACAGUGGCACGUGCCCCAUCUGUCUGAAUGUUCUAGAACAAGAGAUCGGCGUUCCUGAGAACUGCAGUCAUACCUUCUGCAUGACUUGUAUUCUCAAAUGGGCUGAGACGCAGGCUUCAUGUCCUAUUGAUCGCAGACCAUUUCAAGCAGUAUGUAGGGUUAAUGCAUUAGAAGAUCAGAUGAAGGUUCAGGUAAAACAACAGCAAAGGAAGAAGGAAGAAGAGGAAAACUGUGCCUGUAAUAAGGAAAAAUAUAGCCAUACGAAGAUGAGAAGUUCCCUGAGAAGAGCUCUAUGUCCAAACAGAGGGCCUUUUACAGCAAAAUUGAGCAAAGUUGUGAAGAAAAAAUACAGUAAUAUUUUGUAUGAGAAACGAAACAGGAAAGCUUUGUCUGUGAAGAUAAACAAGCCUAGAAGAAAGACCUGCUGGAAUGAGUGCUUCAGGACUAAUUUCUAUAGUACACUCCCGGCCGGUGGUAGCAAUGAAGAAUCCUUUCUUAGCUGUAGAAGUGACUGUACAGAAUUCACAGAAGUCAAUUCAGUGAUCAGGCAGAAGAGACAAGAACUGGAAUUGUCCUGCUCAUCUGUGCUUACUAGAGUUGAAAGAAUUCCUUUAAUGUCUUACGGAGCUGAAGCUGAGACCUUUCUUAUUACUUCUACUGCAGUGGCGGGGACAAUUCUUCCAGCAAAUAUCAGGCCUUUGGAAAACUUUGGCAAAGGGUAUGCUGUUGCAUGUACCCAAGAAGGAGAAGAGAAAAAGCAAGCUUCAGGUUCAUCAGGCACUAGGGGAGCUAGAAGGAAGUCAGUUAAUACUACUCCUAGAAGAAGGUCUGCACGGAACACCAAAAAUGAGACUCUGGGUCAAUCUCGGAGCUCACCUCGGUCAAGCAGUUCUGGAUGCAGUGCCCCUGAUGGCAACAACCCGUCUCUGAAUAAAUCUUCUUUAGAAUCAGAGAAAGCUCUUCCAAAACGAAAGUCUAAAAGAAUAGUUAAACAACAAACACCUCUGGCUAAAAAGAAACUGAGAAGUUCUGCACGUUCUGAAAAGUCAUCCAGUGAUUCAGUAGAUGAUGAUGACACUGCUGAGUCUGAAGCAGUUCAAACAGUAGAUAAAGACCAGCAGUCAGAUAACGAAAGCAGUAGUGCAAGCCUUCCACAGAAAAAUGAUGCAGAAACAGAAUCUGCCAAUGGAUUAGAAAGCUGUAAUGAACAUACAGAAACUGAGGAAACUACAAGAGAACAUGGCAAAGAUGAAGACCCUUCAGGCAAUGCAGAUACAAGUUUUUCAGUCCAAGAAUCUCCAGUACUAACUUCAGGGGGAGAAAGUCAGGAAUUUGAAGUAAAAGGUCUUACUGAAAAAAAUGUAGAUCUUAAGAAUCAGGACAUUUGUAAAAACACUAUUGAACAAAUGGAAACAACAGCUAGUCCCAGAGAUGAGGUAUGUGACCAUGCAAUAUCUGAAAAAUCAGAUCAGAUAUUGUGUAGUCCUCAAAAUGAAUCAUUGGAGAACAUAGAUACUUUGACUAAAGUACAACAGUCAAUAGCUAGUCCAGAAAAUGAAUUGCUGGAGUAUCCUAAACCUUUGGAACAAGAACAGCCAUUAGAGAGCCCCAAAAGUAAAUUGCAAGAACGUACAGAGGCUGUAGAAAUAGAUGAUUCUGGGGCAGAAGAAAAAACAGUAGAAGACUGUGCAAGUACAAAUACUGAAAGCUUUAAAACUGUUCAAGACAAAGAACCAGAUACAUUAAUAAGCAAUACUUCUACAGACAGUACAUCAGAACAAUCCUUAAAAGAGAACACCGUGCCAGAAGGUGAAGAGAGUAGAAUUUCAGAGUCACCUCAGGUAAAUGCUGAACAUAAACAUUUUGGAGAAGAUAACAAUGAAAUGAUACCAAUGGAUUGCGACUCAUUUUGCAGUGACCAGAAUGAGCCUCAGAUUGAACAGUUGCCACCGGCUGAAACUACAGAGCAGGGAGAAAUGGACUCUAUAGGGUGUGAUGCAGGAAACUGUACAUCAGUUUCAGGGCCUUCUGAUGAAAAAGAUGAAACUAUUUCUCAAGAAAAAGAGUGUCAGUCAGAACUCAAAAAAGACAAAAAGACUCGAACAAGAAGGUCUAGAUUUCACUCUCCAUCAACAACUUGGUCGCCUUCUAGAAGAGAGGGCAGGAAAUCUCAAUCACCAUCCCCUAAAAGGGAGAUAACCGUAGACAGGAGCUCCCGAUCACCAAAGAAGGAAACUGUUAGGGAGGGAAGAAGAUCUUUAUCUCGGUCUCCAAAAAGAGAGAGACACAAAGAUGAGAAAAAAGCGCCAUCUCGGUCUCCAAAGAGGGAGACUGUCAGGGAAAGCAGGAGAUCAUCUUCUCGGUCAAGAACUAGGGAUUCAUCUCCAAGGCAAAAAUCUAGAUCUCGAAGCAGUGAUAGAGAUAGUCAAAGAAGAGAUCGUGAUAGAGAGAGAAGAAAUAGGAGAUGGUCUAGGUCUCGGUCACGAUCUAGGUCAAGAUCACGAUCUAGGACAAGAAAUAAAGGUUUUUCGUUCUCUAGAAAUGAGAGGGAUGGUCAUUCACCUCGUUGGAAAGAGAGAUGGGCAAAUGACAGUUGGAGGAGUCCCAGAGGAAAUGAUCGAUACAGAAGAAGUGAUCAAGAGAAACAGAACGAAAAUCUUAAAGAGAAGGACAACACAGAAAAAAACAGUGAUGAUCAGUGUUCUUCAGACAAGCGGAGGAAUGAUUGUCCAGACUGGGUAAUGGAAAGGAUAAAUUCUGUUCCUGAGGGCAGGAACAGAGAGAGAGACAAACCACAUUGGGAAGACAACAGACAUGAUAAUUCAGGACACGGUUGGAAUAAAAACUUUGGUUCAGGUUGGAUCCCAAAUCGAGGGAGAGGUCACCGUGGCAGAGGUGGACGUGGCAGAGGCGGUUUCAUGUAUGGAGACCAGAGUGAAAAUCAGUGGCAAAAUAGAAAACCUCUCUCAGGGAACUCAAAUGGUUCUGGGAAUGAAACUACAAGGUUCUCAGAACAUCAGCCAUACAAACAUAAGAAUGAGCAGGAUUAUUCUUUUGAUACACCUGCUGAUAGAUCUGGGUGGACAUCUGCCUCCAGCUGGGCUGUGAGAAAGACUUUACCUGCUGAUGUGCAGAAUUAUUAUUCAAGAAGAGGACGAAAUUCACCAAGCCCACAGUCUGGAUGGGGAAUGAGACAAGAAGAGGAGACACCUGAACAAGAUCCAAACCUCAAAGACCAAGGCAACCAGCAAAGUGAUGGUUCUCAGUUACCGGUAAAUAUGAUGCAGCAGCAAAUGAAUGUAAUGCCGCAGGUGAACGCACAGCACCAGCCUAUGAAUAUGUUUCCAUACCCCGUGGGUGUGCAUCCUCCCAUGAUGAACAUGCAACGCAGUCCUUUCAACAUCCACCCUCCGAUGCCCAUGCAUCUCCACGCCGGAGUGCCUCUCGUUCAGGUAGCUGCUCCCACAAAUUUGUCUCAGGGAUUACCUCCGCCUCCACCUCCACCCCCACCAUCUCAACAAGUCAACUACAUUGCUUCACAGCAAGAUGGAAAACAAUUGCAGGGUAUGCAAAAUGCUGCUCAUGUGAGUAAUAACAUGAGUGCUCCAGCCUUGCCUGCUCCAACAGCAGUCCUGGGAAACGUGGGAAUGGUUCAGGGACCAACUUCUGGUAAUGCAACGUCUUCGAGUCAUGUCAAAAGCUCUAAUCCACCUGUAAAACCAGGAGAAAACAAAGCAAGUGUGACAGUGGAAGCCAGCGCAGAUAGCUCAAAGAAGGACCAGAAAUUGUUAAUUCAAGAAAAAGCAGCACAAGAGGUCAAACUAGCUAUUAAGCCUUUCUACCAAAAUAAAGACAUCACUAAGGAAGAGUAUAAAGAAAUUGUGCGGAAAGCUGUAGAUAAAGUUUGUCAUAGCAAGAGCGGAGAAGUUAAUUCUGCAAAAGUGGCCAAUCUAGUGAAAGCGUAUGUAGACAAAUACAAACAUUCUCGGAAGAAAAAUCCAGAAGAGGCAGUCUCCUGUGACAGGAAAUAGAACACGUUUUCAGUUUUUAACGUUAUUCUAUCUGCAAAGUGCAAUUUCAACAUGAACCGUUAACUGAAAUUUGUACAUGACAGUGAUUUAAAUCUGCUUUUGAUAAAAUUAUUUUUCAAUGUAGUAUAUAAUGUUUUGUUUAAAGAGAUAUAGACCUACAGGGCAACUUCUUUAUUCCUUUUUAAAAACAGAUGUCUAAAAAAGUAAAAGGUGUAAAGAAGAAUCAUUAGGAAUGUACGAUUGUGUGGAUACUUAGGUGUACAGCAUUUUGACUUGAAUAACAGUGCAUUAAAUUAGAAACUUCUGUCUUAAGUACAUUGGUUUUGGAACAGGUAUGUACAGUACAUGUAAUCAGUCAGAUUAAUUUUUUUCUUUUGAUUUCUCCCUAAUUAUAUCAAAGAUAAAAUAAUGUAUUGCCUUGACAAAUACUUCUAGCGUUAACUGGACAGGCUGAAUGCAGGGGUCACUAUGUGUAUAUGAAAAGGCACAUGGAGUUCUCCGAACAGAAGAACUGUUUAGAUUUUUAAAAGAAAAAUCAUAAACAGUAAAAUUCAGUGCCCAAAAUCAUGGGCACUGUGCCAUCUGUUGUAACACCAAAUAAAAGUUAUGCUGCUUGGUUUUGUUUGUGACGUUUUUCAAUUUGUUUCAAGGUAGUGGGGAUGAACUUGAUCAGUUUUUAUGUGCUGAAGACCCUCAGUCACUACUCACUGACAACCCCAGUUCCUAUCUAAUCCUGCCCGUAGCUAGUGAAACAGUGUAGGGAAUUGCUCUGUGUUGGAUGUUCAGAUGCACAAACUAGUUUCUUGUUACUUCACGUAAGAUCAAGGAAGCUGGAAUUUGUCUCCAGGUUCCCAGUUGAUCAGAGGCUGACAGUUGUGCCAGGCUUGGCUGCGUAAUACUUGCCUUUGUAGGCUAGGGACCGUAGUGUGGAUUGCCAAACUGCUGUCACUGAAAAUGCACAAUCUGAAGUCAAGUGCAGCAGCUUUUAUAUUUCUCCAACCACUUUUCUACAGAGAGGUUCAUAGAGGUACCACAAGCAUUUUAAAAGCAGAUCCGGGGUUAUCAGAAGUGCUAGAGGAAUGCUUACACCUAAUGUAGAACAUGUUCUACUGAGAUCACAGCAGGGAAGUUGCUGAAAUACUGAGACAAAUACAAGCCCCUCUUGAGAAAAAUAGCUUGGGACCCUUCCAGCUCUUGAGUAAGGAAGAAACCGUUCUUUGAGAUUUACUCUGGGAUAGGAAGAUGCUUCCUUUCUCUGAGGGUGCUGUGAAAACUUCAGCGCUCCUCCCUCAGUCCUGCUGCAUGGUAACAACCUUUGGUGUUGGCUCAGCCUGGCAUCUGCCCCAGCCAAAGGUCUCCUGGCCCAAAAGCAUGAAUAAACAUCGGGACACAAAGUAUUGAUAGAGUUUUUUUGAUAUUUUUUCUCCUAGUAGCCCGUAGUUCCCCAAGUUAACUUUUUGAGACAGAAAACUCAGUCUUACCUGCUAAGCAGCUUCUACAGAAGCCUGAGGAUGUGCUAAGGGAUAGACACCCAUGUACACAGACGUGGUUAUAUAGAGAGAUAUCUGUAAAAAUGUGGUGUUUGUCACAGCAGUUGAUCACUUGGUUUUAACUGUAACUUUCUGCAGACUUAACGAAGCAUCUGACUGUCUAUAUUUAUUUUUGUGUGCCUAAACGAAAAUGCUAUGUAAACUAGAGAAUGCUAUAAUACAUUUUCUACAGUCAAGACAGGCUUUAGAUUUUUCAAAAUAAUUCAGUUUUACACUGUGGUAGCAAUUUGUAUGAUCUCUUGAACUAUUUUAAGCUAAAAUUGGUUAGCACUUUUUGAAAAAUGUAGCAAAUUGCUAUGUCUAUCCUGGUUUAUCACGCCGUGCGUACUUAUUUUUAUUACAUUUUACUUCUCCGAAUUUUUGGAUUUUUAAUGACUUUUUAUAUCUUUUUACUCUAUACAGUUGAGCCUUGCUAUAAAGCUCCUUUCAGGAGCCGGAUAAGUGUUCAUGUCUCGUUUUACUUUUAAAGGAGAGGUGGAAUUUGGGUGGGAAGGAAUGGUGGAGCAUGUAAACUGGGAGAGCUGCUCCUGCCUGGCUGAUCAGCUGUCGCUUGCUGCCGUGUUGUUGGGGCAGUGACUGUAGUGAUGCUCCACUGUAUUUCAGAACAUUGAUGAAGAAUAUGGGAUAGAUUAGAAUGUGAUCAUUGUAAAAAAUAAAGUCACUGAAAUACUUCAGACAUACCAUAAAAUAUGCAGUUCAUUUCAAUUUCUAUGCUGAAUUAAAAAAAUGAAAAAAUGCAUUGCCUUAAUACAUAGACUCUCCUAUUUUUCCUGAAGAGCAGUAUGGUCUCUGGUGUGGCUGCCCGAGAAGUCCUUUAACCUUGUAGUCAUGUUUUUGUUAAAAUAGUGUGAGAGCUGUAUUUCUAUUUAUUGAAACUCCUUGUACUACAUGCACUAGUACUGAAGGCAAGUGAUGGGAAUGUGCAGCGCACCUGCUGCCCCUGGGGUAUCAGUAAUUCAUUUGAUCCAAAUUGCCUUGAGGUAAUAAUGACAAAACUGUAUACUUUCUGUGAACUUAUGCAAAUUAUAAGGAUUUUCCUUGCACUCCUUCCACUGUUUCACUGUGCAUGCUGCUUUAAUGUCUCAUCCUAAAGAUGUGUCUUAGGAGCACAGUGGCUGUCCGAAGCCCACAGUAUGGUGUUUGUAGCAGAAGGCUGGAGUGCUGUCUACUGAAAAAAAUACUCUAAGAAUUAGUUUUGUGUAGUGCUUAACAUUUUCUAAUAAAUUCUUUUCACGAA
This is a messenger RNA of Oxyura jamaicensis (ruddy duck), 6977 nucleotides long. It is a transcript of the gene SCAF11, whose product is annotated as SR-related CTD associated factor 11. The coding region runs from base 54 to 4190 and encodes 1378 amino acids. The transcript has 15 exons. Gene Ontology annotation, biological process: spliceosomal complex assembly. The record is from RefSeq and is a predicted model, not a curated record. Gene Ontology annotation, molecular function: RNA binding. NCBI's taxonomy places the organism in Eukaryota, Metazoa, Chordata, Aves, Anseriformes, Anatidae.